AUCGAAAAGCCUGGAAGAACGCAAUCAAAAUUUGAUGCAAGAACUUGAGGCAGCCAACAAUGAAUUGGCAUGUUUGCGUGAUGAAUGUAAAGAGCAUAAAUUUGAAAAGGCCGCCUUGAAGGAGGAAAUAGGAGCAGUUAAUACGCUCUUCAGUCAAAUGGUGAUGGGUUUUAAUGGUAAAAACAAUUUAGAUAUCGAUAGACUGACAACCAUGUUGGAGGAAAAUCGUACAUUGUUAAAUGACAUGGCAACCAAGGAGUGUACGGAUGGUGCAACUUUGCCAAAAUUAUUAUUCGAAUUAGUAGAGCAGGCAACAACAGCAACAACAACGACAUCAACACAAGAUGGCAACAAAAAGACUACUACGACAUCAUUGCAACACAGUCGUAGUCCAACACCCAGUCAUGAAGCUGGAUUAGUGGCAGACGCCACUAAAUUGUGUCAUAAACCCCAGGGAGCUGCAAUGGAGGAUGACGACGAUGAGGAAGAUGAUGACGAUAAUGUUGCAGAAAAUGGAAAUGAUAAUGAAAAUAUGACAUCAUUAACAUCAAAUGUUAAACAAUUGCAACAAGAUGAAAUGCCAUCAGAAGAAACAGCAGCAGCCUCAACGACAUGUACCGACAACAAAACACCUGCUCACUCACAGCCAUCAUUGACUCAUGGGUAUGAUGAUGUUGCAAAAACUAAUACUGAUGAAAAACUUAUUGUUACGACACAGAAUAAAACCAAAAAACAUCAUCGUAAAACAGCAGCAACCAACAAUAGAAAAUCUUCAUCAGCCUCAGCUGCCCACUCAACAAUGCAACAAUUGUAUGCUGCUGAAGUUAUUGGUAAAGCGACAUCGGCUCAGGAAAUUGCUGGUAACUUACCCAAGGUCUGGCGUGUCUUAAUGGAACUCUUAAGUCAUCACAAAAUUGAUCCGGUACAAUUUGAGGAAAAUGGCAAAGGUGAAGAUUGCUAUAAGUCGGUGGAGACACCAAAUGGCCCCAAAGCCGAAUUAAGUGUUAGCAAGACGUAUAUUAAAUUGAAGGAUCUUAUAUUGGAGAAAAAGUCUUUAGUUAAAGAAACCAAUCGCCUGAAAACCUUAAACAGUCAUUUGGAUUAUCGUCUCAACGAACAAGAAAAACGCUUGAGUGCUGUUAGUUUGGAAUUGACAAAAACUUGGCAUUUGGUUGGUAAAAUGCAACGUCAACACCGUCAAUUACAUACACAAGAGCAAAUCUUACGCUAUCAGCUGCAACAAAAGCGUCGUUUGCUCAGUGAACUCAAGGAUGAGCUGGAGUAUUGUCGUCGCAAAUGGGCGGCUGCACGUGCCAAAAAUGAUGAAAGUCAAGAGCAAUGUAAUGAUUUACGACGUGAAUUUGCCAGGCGUAAAUUGGAGGAUGCCAAUAAUUCGGCUGAAAGUGGUUACAGUGAUUCGGGUGGCCCAGCUUCGGAUGAGGAAGUUGUGGUGGUAGUGGGACAAGAUGUUGUUGAUGGUGUUGCUGGAGAUGCGGAUAUUGAAGUUGAUGAUUUAGAGCAGGAGGGUGCUUUGGCAGCCAGUACAGCUGCUGGUGGUUGCGUUAAUUAUAGACGCAAACGUUUGAGGGAAAUGUUUGAACAUACUCGUAAAAUCAAACGUAUGCAAAGUACUUCGCCUGGCAGGGCUGGUAAUCCGAUGCAACCUGAAAUUGUAGUAUUGCGUUGGAAUAGUGCUCCUCCCACCUGCGGUUGGAGGGAUAGUGGUGGCUUAGAGGAAGAUGAAGACGACGAAGUAGAAGGUAUAGCUUCUUCCUCUAACACUUCCUCGGAGAGGGGAGCUAUACCAAAGGCACCCAAUAGGCCUUCUAGACGUCCUAAACGCCGCAGCGCUGAACGCUUAGAUACUGAUGAUAAACCUAUAGCUGAAGCUGAGCCUGCUGAUGACAGAGCCUGCAGAAUUCAAAAGCUUGAACAACAAUGUAAAACCUUGAUAAAACAGGUAUUGGAAACAUCCGAUAAUCGUGAGCGUUUGGAAGUGCAACUUAAACGUUUUCAAGAUGAAAUAUCUCCAGUGCAACAUGCCGUUCCUUUGGAAGAACUUAUAAAUAAGAAACGUUUCGAACGUAUGACUCGUGCUAGUUCAGUGCCAAUUACCGGUUCAGGCUCUCUAACUCCGCGGGAAGAGGAAUAUACGCGCAAACGUUCGGAACGUUUGGAAAGAUUAGAAGAAGAGAGUCGCCAAUUAAUGUCACGCAUUAAACGCACCUCUGAUAGAGGUCAUUAUUUGCGUUGCUCCUUGGAUCGUAUAAGAAGAGCUCCUCUCAGUCGUGAGGGCAGCUUAGAAAGUAAUACUGAAGACGAUGUCCGCAAGCCCGGAGAAGAGGAAGAACCAAUUUCUAGCACUGAAUCCAACUCCCAAGAUAACUCACAAUCGGAAAAUCUAAAUAAUAAACCAAGUCCUUUAACAGCCGAAGAAGAAGCCUAUACACAACGUCGUGCGGCCCGUUUGCAAAGACUUGAAGAAGAAAGCAAGCAAUUGUUAACCAAGCUCUCCAAAAAUAAUCAAAGAGGUGAUAAUAUCGGAACUAAACUUGAUACUCUACAUGAACGUUAUAAAUCUCAAGAAGAACCCACCAGUUCCAGUAGUUCUCAACAAACUCCAGCUAUAGCAACAACUUCCUCACAAUCAACGAACACUACUUCAACUCCCGGCAAAAUGUCGGUGGAACAAAGAAUUGAAAAUAUAGAGAAAAUCUCCUCUAAUCGUGAAGAACGUUUGCGCAUUUUAGAAGAAGAGGGACGCCUGCUAAUCAACAGGCUAUCGGAAACCUCCGAAAAGGGUACCAAAAUGAUCAAUAGAAUUGCUGAAAGAGAACUCAACCGCCAGAAGCGUGCCUCCUCUACCCCCAAUAGGGACAGUUCCUUAGAUAAUGAUAGCUCUACCUCAGCUAAAGUUGUAAAUGAAAAUUCUACCUCUGACGAAACGCCUGUAGCGGCAGCGCUUUUACCCACACCAAAAAAUGUGGCUUGCUCUAGUAUUGUAUCCGAGGAGCUCAAUGAAAGGGUAACCAUAACCACUAUACCAAGUCAAAUAGCCGCCCAUCAGGGUGCCAUUCCCAAAUCUAAACCCACUUUACAGUUACUGGCCGCACGUCCCAAAUCCGCUAGAUUACAGAAAUCGGAAAAUAAGACCAAUGAUAAUGCAAAUGAAUCUUUGGAAGAUAUGGUAAGACGUUUGCAAUCAUUGCCCUUCCCAGGUCAGGAACAAACAACUAAACCGGAAAUAACUGAGGAAAAAGCGAAAGAAUUUGAAAAUGAUUUAGAAGCCUCUAGCAUGAAAGAAGAUAUUGCUAGAUAUGAAGAGCAUAAAAUGCCUGAAAAUAAUGAAAAUCUUUCCGAUUCCAAAGAGUGUCCCACAAAUGCUAGUGAGCAAUUAAAAACUCUCGAGACCUCUGUAGUAACAGAAGAAGUUGCUGUUGUUACUCAAACUCCAGAAGAACUUAACUCUCCAAAUAAUUGUUCUGAACAAGAUUAAUUUUACUACGAUAAGACUUUAUUCUUCGUGUUCAAUUAUUUUUAAACUUAUUUAUUAACAUCAUGAUUUGCUGAUUGUUCAUUCGAUUUCCUCUAGGGCAUCGUUUGAAUAUAUUCUCUAUAAAACGUUCAGUUAAUAUUACAAUUUAAUUUAAUGAUAUAUUUUCAGAUUUAUUUACAUAUAUAUUUAGAUUUUUAAAUGAUUACGAUAAAUAAUUGUAACUCGUAAGAAAUAAAGGUUUCUUUCGUUUUG
This is a messenger RNA of Lucilia sericata (common green bottle fly), 3748 nucleotides long. RefSeq lists its product as uncharacterized. The transcript has 3 exons. The annotation marks the transcript as partial. Lineage: Eukaryota; Metazoa; Arthropoda; Insecta; Diptera; Calliphoridae. The record is from RefSeq and is a predicted model, not a curated record.